AUGCCAACAUGAGGUCACUUAGGUUUACAAGAUAGAGCUUCUCCUCUUAUAGAACAAUUAAUUUUUUUCCAUGAUCACGCUAUAGUAGUAUUAAUUUUAAUUACAACAUUAGUUGGAUAUAUAAUAUCAACUUUAUUUUUUAAUAAUUUUACAAAUCGCUUCUUAUUGGAAGGACAAACUAUUGAAAUUGUAUGGACAGUACUUCCCGCUCUAAUUUUAAUUUUUAUUGCACUUCCUUCUUUACGAUUACUAUAUCUAUUAGAUGAAGUUAAUAAUCCAAGUGUUACCUUGAAAACUAUUGGACACCAAUGAUACUGAAGUUACGAGUACUCAGACUUUUUACAAAUUGAAUUUGACUCUUAUAUAAUUCCAUCAAAUGAAUUAUCAGAAGACGGAUUUCGACUUUUAGAUGUGGAUAAUCGAACUGUUCUACCUAUGAAUACUCAAAUUCGAGUAUUAAUUAGAGCUGCUGAUGUUAUUCAUUCAUGAACAGUACCUGCCCUUGGUGUAAAAGCAGAUGCAAUUCCAGGGCGACUUAAUCAAGUAAGUUUUUUAAUAAAUCGACCAGGAUUAUUUUAUGGUCAAUGUUCAGAAAUUUGUGGGGCAAAUCAUAGAUUUAUGCCUAUUGUUGUUGAAAGUGUAUCAGUUAAAUCAUUUUUAAACUGAAUUUCCUCAGCUAGAGAAGCUU
Messenger RNA from Penaeus monodon (black tiger shrimp), 688 nucleotides. The record is from the annotation of a RefSeq genome assembly. NCBI's taxonomy places the organism in Eukaryota, Metazoa, Arthropoda, Malacostraca, Decapoda, Penaeidae.